UGAAGAUUAAGAGGCACUUGAAUGUGCACGGCACUGCCACCUUAUCGGGAUAUCUGGCAUCCGUGCUUAUAAGAUGGCAGCCUGGAUGGCACUCAUCCGACGACUCACGUGCUCAUUAAUCUAGGUUUCGUUUCCGUGUCUUCCUACUUCUUAAUACUGAAGAGGCUUAUCUCUGUCUGCUUUAAGAAGACCUGUGGUUUUGUUUAGAAUGUCCAGACCUGUUGACAUGGAACUGAGAAAGGCAUUUGUAGAGCUCCAGCACAAGAUGAUAGAGACCUCACAGAAGCUGCGAUUGGCAGACAUCCAGAUUGAGCAAUUGAAAGGUGUCAUCACUCAUUCGCAACUCACCGAAAGAGAAAUUAAGAGCCUUCCAGGGGAGACGAAGAUGUACCAAAGCCUGGGGAGAAUGUUCGUGCUCUCUGAUCGAGGGACAAUUGAGUCACAGCUCCAGAACAAAGUCAAAGCUGUGGAAGAAAAGAUUGGCACUUUGCAGAACCAGAAGUCAUACCUGGAGACAAGCCUGAAGGAGGCAGAGAACAACCUGAGGGAGAUGGUACAGCAGAAACGAAGCUCCUGAUUCUCAUUUUCAUCUUGCCUCCUUGAAGAAAUUCUCAGAACUUCGUCAUCUCUAACUCGUGCUGAUUGUAUUGCGUUAUCUCGCAGUGAUGUCAUGAUGGUCAUGGAGUGAAUGAUGGAUAAAGGGUGUGUGGAUUUUCAUGAGAUCCUUCAUAACCAGGAAGCAUCACAUCCUCUGCUAACUUGGAAGUUGUUCUAUGGUGGAAGGUAGCCGUAGAAUACAUUCUCUUGGAAGUGAGGAAGGCUAGCACCUUCCAAUGAUUGCUUCUCAUCCAGGUGCUCAUACAUACAUAUGGCAUGAAUUCUCUAUCUCACCUAAGUUGAGAUAGAGAGUGGAGUCAAGCAGGGUUGCCCCUGCUCUGUGAUGAGGAUCAGAAUGUUGGGCAGCUGAGUCUAUUUUCAUUUUGUGUCCCUCCUCCCCCAGGUUGAACUUAGAUGCACUCAAACCCCCCCUUCCAUAGACAAUUAAAGAAACAAUGCAUAUCAUGCUGAAUGUGAGGGCU
Darwinula stevensoni is the source of this 1079-nucleotide messenger RNA. NCBI's taxonomy places the organism in Eukaryota, Metazoa, Arthropoda, Ostracoda, Podocopida, Darwinulidae. The record is from the annotation of a GenBank genome assembly.